CACACUCCGACGAUGACGAUGCUGGUGCUUGUGGCGAGGAGAUGGGGCGCUGUUGUGGGCAAUCGUGCACGGUUGCACACUGCACUGGCCGCCCAAGCGUUGCAGCAGCGCGUCGGACCACAGACAGGAAGACAACAGCAGCAACAAGCACUGGUGUGUCGACACCAUCAACACCGCCCAACACACCUCACUCAACUCAGACAACAGCGCAGGCCACUGGCAGAUGCGACAGAGGGCGAGCGUGCAGAGGUCACGCGCCUCGUGCGCCAGCUCUUGCAUCCACAACAACAGCAGCAGCAGCAGCAGCAGCAGCAGCAGCACGCGGCUGGUGCUAGUAGCCAACCCACAGCGCAUAUCCAACGCAUCGUUAAGCUAGCUCGAACAGAACCAAAGGUUGUCUCCGAGGAGAUCAGCGUUGCACUACGAAAGGCCAACGACACCAAUCACCACCCGUCCACACCCUCACCAGCGGCACUCAGUGGCGUGCUAGGACAGGCGUCGCUGCACGAGCAGCUGUUGCCUGCUUUCGCCAGCUUAGACAAGGCGGCCUUGCAAGAAUACCUCACCCAGCUUCCCCUGGCUGUCGUCACCCAAUCCAUCACCGCCCUCGCCUCCCGCAUGGCAGCGGGUGCGGUGUCGCCAGCCGAUGCAGAUCGCAUCAGCAGCGCCCUCAUCCCGCCUGUCGCCAACCUCACUGCCACCUCCCCGGCCACCUCCCUGGGCACCUCGAGCACAGACAUCAGCCAGGCAUGGUGGCAGUCACUGGACCAACAGCACCCCGCGCCACCGGCGCUGCUGGGAUCGCUGCUGCCCCCGAUGCUGUCCAUCGCAGCUCACAGCGGCUCGUGGCCAUCCAUGCGCGCGGUGCUCUACUUGAUGGCGGCCACGAAUGCCAUGUCCAGCACAACCACAGCGCAGCAAGUGCUUGCCGUGCCACCAAACGACACCUUGACCACCGACACGUUGGCCAACAUCAUUUCCUACCUGCACAUGUGCGAUGCCGACCUUGGACCGCACCGCAUGACGUUCACGUGCCUCGCAGCAGCCGCAUACACAGCCGCCAAUGCACUCACUGCCAUGGAACCCCACCGCCUCUUCUCAGCCCUGUCGGCCGUCUUUCCAAAUGCUCUGGCCCUCAGAGACACCGUCCACGCCUUUGCAGAGCCCACCACCAGCUCCGCGGUUUCAGCAGCGCCACCCGCAGCGGCCAGCACGCAUCACUGCGCGGAUGUGCGUGACAAGCCAGCAGACGAGAGCAUGUCCCACCGCCUUGCGUCGCUGCUCCACCCCAUAUCUGCCCUGACCCGCACAAUCGCGGACCAUUCCGAGGACGUACAGCCAGACACGUCUUCCACAUCUGCCACACCACGUGGCAGUGCUGUUGGUGGCUUGCCUUCGUGGUUCUCGCCUGAGACAGACACCGCGGCCCUGUGGAGCAUGCUUGCACACUACGCUGCAUACCGGGGCGAUAUGAUUGCCACCAAGAUGACGCUGCUAGCCAUGCAUCGCCACAACGCAACCCUCCUUCCCCACCGCUCCCAGCUGCCAAUUGCCCGUGCCCUCCAGCAAGCGAACAACACGUCCUGCAUCCCCGAGCUGGUGGCAUGCAUUGGCAAGGGCGCAAGCGUGGAGACGCGAAUGGCUGUUCUGACAGCAGCCCUUGCAUCCACAGAUAUGGACUUUGUCAUGGGCACUGCUCACCGGGUCGUCUCACCGGACCUCAGCCACGACGCAAGAAGUGCUUUGUGGUCGCACCUCUUCCUGACACUUCCACCAACGGAGACAGAUACGCACAUUCGGCUGCUCCAAGACAUGAACCAGCAGGGUGUGCACUUGACACCUGCGGCGCGUGCACGACACGUGCGCGUGCUUCUUGACUCGCUGUAUUCCGAGACAGCGCCAACCCUACAGACGACAAGCGACGCCGGUAAGACGCAGAAGCAAACAUACCCUCGCACUCACCACCAGCAGCAACAGCAACAGCAGCAGCAGCAGCAGCAGCAGUCCAGACGAAGUUCCACGCAGGAUCUACUUGGCCGUGUUUUGCGUGACAACAAAGAUGAUGCAGACAAGAAGGGCAAGACGGCAUCCUCGCGUUCUCCAUUCGCUCGUGAGAACACCAAGAAAAAGCCAUACCCAUCGUCAUCAUCAUCGCCAUCAUCGUCAUCUCACGGCAUGGCGUCCCAGCCGUCUCCACCGCUCUCUCCAGCCGCACGCAAGUUUGCUGCGCUGUUCAAUGACGUGUUCGUCGCGGGAGCCACGCCUGCACACGAUGACCAAGCGCAAGGAACGCGCGAUGACGCACCAGCUGCGUCGUCGUCUGCAUCACCGCUGUUGGUGACAUCUGGCGGCUCUGCUGUCCGCCUGGUGGACAAUGUGUCCGUGUCCCCGACACACGAUCUUGCGUCAGGCGCAGGGCUACCCAUGCUGGCGGCCGCGCUUGAUUCGCGCUACUUGAUGCUUCGCGACGAGUCCUUUUUGCACGUGUUGUUCGUGUUCUACAAAGCGUGCAUUGACGUGCUUGUCAACCACGGUGGCGUCUCGGCGUUCUCACGUGCGCAGCGCACAGCCGUGCUGUCGGAAUUCGCACAAGUCGCUGUUUUGCUCCACGGCCCCGAAGCCGUGGACACCGUCAUCCGCCCGCUCCUCGGUGAUCUCCACGUCACGCAAGCGCAAACGGUGCAAGUGAUGGCGGCCGUGCUGCAGCGUCUUGCUACUGCCGAGGACGACAACGCCGUCCAGCAGGUGCUGCAGGCUGCGAAGGUGGGCGGAUGGGUGCAUCUUGGCGAUCUUGUGCAGACGUCGCUCCAACAAUUGACGGCGAUGGCGCCAACAGCACAGCAGAUUGCUGCGCUGCAUUUACCAGUGAUGCGGGAGAAUGUGCGGGUUGAUCCUGCUGUGCACGCGCAGUUCCUGGCGGCCAUCAGCAACACGGGCGACAUUGCCCGGCUCAUCGAUUCCUUUGUUGCGCUGAAGACGGCUGGCGUGUACAUGUCGCGCCAAGCGUUCAAGCGCAUCGCCGCCGCCUUCAGUCACGUCGGAAACUUUGGCGCAACCAAGAAGACUGUCGACAUUAUGAUGCAGAUGGGGCAGAAGCCCGUGCUGUCCUUCUACAACGCCAUGUUUGCUGCGGUCUCUACCGAGGACGAGCUGGCGGAGGUUCACAGGCUCCUGCAAGACAUGAGCGACAAAGGAAUUGAAGCAGACGCUCAAACAUUCAUCAUUCUCGCACGAAAGCACCUCCGUUUCGGCCAACCCAACAAGGCCGUGAACUUCCUGUCCGCCCUCAACAUCAAGCAGCUGCCACUGACGCGGAGUGCCGUGUCCACGUGGAUCAUGGCGCUGACGCAAUGCGAUGAGCCACAGCUACAGCAAGUCACAUCGUUGUUUGAUGAGCUUGAAAAAUCGACGCUUGACAUUGACGGGCGUGUGUUCACGAGCAUCGCGUCGUCUCUCGUGCGCUUCCUCCGCCAAAGUGCCGCCCAGGCCGCCCAGGAGAACGCAAUGCCAACGUGGGCAGACCUUGAGGAGCGAGCGGGCGCGUGCAAGCCGCUGUUGUCUCGCCUCUACGCACACGUGACGAAUCAACACCAAAGCAAGGCCGAUGGCGCCUUCUACCGAGCAAUGCUCGCCUGUUGCGCAUACACGGGCGACGCAGAGCUUGCCCACCAGCUCAGGCGAGAUCUUCACUGCCUCGGCCACGCCGCGAAUGAAGACGUGUACACGUCGCUCAUUUGCACAUUCGCAAACGCCAACGCCCUCGAGGACAUGCGCCACACGUACGACGCGAUGCGGAGUGAGGGCAUCACUCCACCCAUCGGCGUCUACCACGCCGCCAUCGCCGCAUACGGCCGUGCCAGGAACAUCGACGGCGCGAUGGAGGUGUACGAUGACAUGAUUUCGCAGGCCAUCUACCCAGAUCACACCCUCAACAGAAUAUUGAUCGAGGUGUGCCAUAUUGAUCGCAGCAGCGUCAUUGCGAAUGCGGAGCGGUUUGAGCGCAUGCAGCGGUGACGUGACAUGACAUCAUUGACUUGAGAAACAGAUAGCGAUAGCAGGAGGGCUGCAGAGGGGAGGGGAAGAGAGAGCGUGCCUGUGUGUGUGUGUAUGUGUGUGCAUGCCUCUGUGUGUGCGUAUAUGUGUGCAUUGCUUGAAUGAUGCCAGGUUGUGUCGUCUUUCACGCAUACGCUUUGGAGUCAUCUAUUCCAGCUACACUUCUUGUGUGUGUGUGUGUGUGUGUGUGUGUGUGUGUGUGU
This is a messenger RNA of Salpingoeca rosetta, 4256 nucleotides long. RefSeq lists its product as uncharacterized. The transcript has 19 exons. The record is from RefSeq and is a predicted model, not a curated record. Gene Ontology annotation, molecular function: protein binding. Bases 13 to 4014 code for a protein of 1333 amino acids. Lineage: Eukaryota; Choanoflagellata; Craspedida; Salpingoecidae.